Exaiptasia diaphana is the source of this 2125-nucleotide messenger RNA. Its product is annotated as carboxypeptidase B. Lineage: Eukaryota; Metazoa; Cnidaria; Anthozoa; Actiniaria; Aiptasiidae. The coding region runs from base 221 to 1498 and encodes 425 amino acids. Gene Ontology annotation, biological process: proteolysis. The transcript has 10 exons. The record is from RefSeq and is a predicted model, not a curated record. Gene Ontology annotation, molecular function: metallocarboxypeptidase activity; zinc ion binding.
UCCUCCCUCCAACAAGUUYCAUCGGAAACUCUUUGCAAUCCGACACCAGAGAAUCGGAAUUAACUCCAGGUCAACUAUGUGAUUUCCGUUACGUCAUCAUACCCACUCCAGACCAUAGUCCUGUCUAUAUCACGACUACCCUACGAUCUGUAUUCUGUCUUUGAAUUUGUCAAACAACUGCCAUCCUAUUCGCUCUCGUUGUGCGUGCUUACCUACUGCAAUGGCUGGUGUUCUUCGAGUUGCCUUUAUUUUCAUAUUUGUCGUCCUUUGGACRUCGCCGACGUGUUUGGGAAGACGAAAGUCCUACCACGGGGAUCGACUACUUCGUGUUACACCAGGAAGCAAACCAGCUUUGAACCUUUUAAACGAGCUUCUUAAUGACGACAACAAAUAUCAAUUAGAUUUCUGGUCGUUCCCUUCGACUGWAUCCCGACCGGUUGACAUCCACGUACCAAGAGCAUCGUGUCGGUCUUUCGAACGACUUCUUAAGAAAAACAGAAUGAAAUAUGAAGUGCGCAUUCGUAACGUACAACGGCUUGUGAACAUGGAGCGACCUCAAACUAGACUUCGUGGUGGAAACUCUUUUGACAGUUCCUUYCAUUCAUAUCCUCGGAUUGUUGCUGAAAUGCGUCGACUGACCAGAAUCAACAACAGUAUUGCGCAUGUCAAGAGCAUUGGGAAGACGUACGAAGGACGAAACAUGUUUUUAAUAAGAAUCAGUGCAAAUAGAACAGCAAACAAACAUAAGCCAAUUAUAUUCUUAAACUGUGGUAUUCACAGUAGAGAAUGGAUAAGUAUCUCGACCUGCAUGUAUAUUAUAAGAAAGCUCGUCAAUGAUUACASCACAGACAGAACAGUAAGGCGAUUAGUCGAGAAACUUGAAUGGAUUAUUUUACCAGUUAUUAACGUGGAUGGAUACCAAUACACACGAGACAGGGAUCGUAUGUGGAGGAAAAACAAGAGUCCAAGUAAAGAYGGAUGCAUUGGUAUAGACUUGAACAGAAACUUUAACUACAACUGGGGAGGUGUUGGAUCAGCGCCUAACAAGCCAUGYAGUCCUAUWUAUCCYGGACCCAGGGGAUUYUCAGAACCAGAAAGCACUAAUGURGCUCGAUAUUUGUAUAAAAGACGUAAAAGACUUAAAGCGUACGUUGAUUUUCAUUCCUAUGGUCAACUAUGGAUGUCACCUUGGGGUUACAAGCCWCAGUUUCCUCCAAAUUACAAGAAACAGGCACUAGCAAUGAACAAAGUUGURAAAGCCAUCAAACACGUUCAUGGUACUGAGUUCAGUUACGGGCCAUCAUCCAUCAUGAUAUACCCCACAUCAGGCGACGCAACCGAUUGGACCUAUGGAGUUCUUGGGGUAACUCAUUCAUAUGGUGUUGAACUACGACCAGGUUUAAUGGACCUUUAUGGUUUUACACUACCACCAUCAUUUAUUGAACCAGUAGGAAAAGAGACCUAUCACGGAAUCAAAGCUCUUUCGUCUUUGCUUUGAAUUAUUACAUAAAGUUCAAAUAUGCUUUUCAAAGAAUGCUGCGAGAAUACUUGGAGUUUGUGCUUAAGAAUUGAGAGACAAUUCAGCGAUGAUUGGUGGAUAAUAACGAGACAUUUUCGGAUGGCGACGGCAUAUACCGCUGACUGAUAAUUUGUGGGCGGUUGAUCUUUUCGUAAUCCGCUGUACAUUGCUAUUAAGGGCGCAAUUAGAUUUUAAGUAUUAGUGUAAUUAUUUGAGAAUAUUUUCGUUGUGAUAUUUUAGUAAAAUCACCAACCAGCCAACUAUGUUGGUAAUAGCGCUCUUAGAAUUGAGAUUUUUGUAGAGAAAUUAUUCUUAAUUUGAUUAUAAAGUUUUAAUGUUUCCCAUGUUACCUUUCGGUCUUCUGCAUGCUUUUCCAGGUGUUGACUAUUUCAAUCGUUGAACUUAUUUAUGAGGCUAUAAGGAAUAAAUCGAUGACAGCAGUGUGAAUAUAGUUAGCGAUUAUUAGUAACUUUGUAAUAAGURUGGUUAAACAUGGGGCAUGGUGGAAAACAUCUUGAAGUCGAAUUAUAUAUAGAUAUAUUGAUGAUUUUCAUCUUGUUAACAUUAGUGUAGAUAAAUGAGCAUACAAAAAAUAUAUGUGGUCAC